Messenger RNA from Peromyscus californicus insignis, 893 nucleotides. RefSeq names its product adenylate kinase 1 (gene Ak1). Gene Ontology annotation, molecular function: ATP binding; AMP kinase activity; nucleoside diphosphate kinase activity. Lineage: Eukaryota; Metazoa; Chordata; Mammalia; Rodentia; Cricetidae. Gene Ontology annotation, biological process: pyrimidine nucleotide biosynthetic process; ATP metabolic process; nucleoside triphosphate biosynthetic process. Bases 147 to 731 code for a protein of 194 amino acids. Gene Ontology annotation, cellular component: cytoplasm; cytosol. The transcript has 7 exons. The record is from RefSeq and is a predicted model, not a curated record.
CGCCAGAGAGCUGGCUCCCGGCAUGCCAUGCGUGCGCGCACUGACAGCCUUUGCAGGCGGCUGAGAGGACGGACGGGCACGCACUGGCCCUAGUGCCCACCACACCCUCCCCCAGAGUGCGGAUCUAGCUCCCAGACCUCAGCAGGAUGGAAGAGAAGCUGAAGAAAGCCAAGAUCAUCUUUGUAGUGGGCGGGCCUGGCUCAGGAAAGGGCACCCAGUGUGAGAAGAUUGUGGAGAAAUAUGGCUUCACCCAUCUCUCCACUGGGGACCUGCUGCGAGCAGAAGUCAGCUCGGGAUCGGAGAGGGGCAAGAUGCUGUCAUCCAUCAUGGAGAAGGGGCAGCUGGUGCCACUGGAGACGGUGCUGGACAUGCUCAAGGAUGCCAUGAUGGCCAAAGUGGAUUCUUCCAAGGGCUUCUUGAUUGACGGCUACCCCAGGGAAGUGAAGCAGGGGGAGGAGUUUGAACAGCGGAUUGGACAGCCCACACUGCUGCUGUAUGUGGAUGCGGGCGCCGAUACCAUGACCCAACGACUCCUGAAGCGAGGGGAGACCAGUGGCCGUGUGGAUGACAAUGAGGAGACCAUCAAGAAGAGGCUGGAGACCUAUUACCAGGCCACAGAGCCUGUCAUCUCCUUCUAUGAGAAGCGCGGCAUUGUGCGCAAGGUCAAUGCCGAAGGUGAGGUGGACUCUGUCUUCUCCCAGGUCUGCACCUACCUGGACUCCCUGAAGUAACUGGAGCCCUUGGCCAGCUCCCAGCUUGCCCCACCCUUGCCCCCUGACCCCAGGCAGCCUGGCUCAAGCCCAGCGCCUCCACCCUGCCGGGCUGUGCACAGACACAGGAAGCCACUUUAUCCUGUUCCAUGGACAUGCGAGCACUAAAGGAAUUGCCAAGGA